CAUUGAAAUGGCUACGAAAAAAGGCAGUACUACUGCCAAGCAAUCCUCUUUAUUUAACUUCGUUAAGAAAAGUAAUAAGGCAUCGUUGAGAACCUCUUCUCCCAGUGAAACCAAUGAUGAAGAGCUAUCGGAGAAGAAAUCAAAAUUUGUAUGGAAAUCAAAGUCUAACAGUUCCAAAACCUGGACGCCACCUUUCAAGGGGUCAAAUGAAAAACCACUUCAAAUUCAAAGGGAUACCCCAAACUAUAAAGAGGGAUCUCCCAGUAUAUUAACACGGCAGACAGUCCCUCCAAACAAAUUGGAUAAUGUAAUACAACUAGAGACACCUAACCAUCAGAGUCAUGACGUAUUUGAUUCCAUGGAUGUGGAUGAACUUAAUGAUUUCCCAUCAGCAUUUGAUAAAACACCCGAGAAAUCAAACAGGUCAAUUAGAAUAAGUGCAACACCAUCUCCAAAAUGUAAAUCAGAGAGUCCUCAGAAGAAAAUUUUAAAAACACCAGACAAGUCUUCCCCAUCCAAGAGCCAUAGAAAUACCUCAGAGACAUCAAAUUCUUUGAAAGACAAUGAUCCAUUAAAGAAUAUUAGAUUGGACAGUAGAAAUAAUUCAGAAUUUCUCUCAAUAUGA
Molecule: messenger RNA, 625 nt
Organism: Hyposmocoma kahamanoa
Lineage: Eukaryota; Metazoa; Arthropoda; Insecta; Lepidoptera; Cosmopterigidae
Gene: Blm
Product: putative protein TPRXL
Exons: 6
Coding region: 8-625 (205 amino acids)
Source: RefSeq, a predicted model, not a curated record